Molecule: messenger RNA, 960 nt
Organism: Kluyveromyces lactis
Lineage: Eukaryota; Fungi; Ascomycota; Saccharomycetes; Saccharomycetales; Saccharomycetaceae
Exons: 1
Coding region: 1-960 (319 amino acids)
Source: RefSeq, a predicted model, not a curated record
AUGGCUGAAGUAAAAGAUAGAUGUACAUCAGUGGAUGGAAAUGACACUUGGGGGGUCGUUGGUGGUGUGGACGGUACAUAUUCCAUCAGGGAUCUUGACGCUGGUGAAAUGGACGAUAUUUUAUCGGUGACAAGCAGCGACUUAGAGGAUUCCGCAGUGUUGCAGAAUAAGAAAGGGAGCGUUAAUCAUAGUAACAAUACUACGUCGUUAUCCACGCCACUGGAUUCAUUAUCCAACGUUGCGCCUGCAAAGACAACAGCAAGGAGCAAUACAUGGACAGCGCGCUUGACGAAACUUCAAUCCGUUAUUCUUGGAAUUUCGUUGGUGGCCGGUCUCAUCAACAUGGGCCUCUUGACCGUUUUCAUCCGUGAUAUUAACAGUUUUACUAAAAACAACGAGUUAGAGUGUAGUUCACUAGCUUUCAAGGACAGAUUGGCUUGUCAAUUUGAUGCAUACAUGGGCCAUAGGGCCCAUGCAUACGAAGCAGCAUACGUGAAGAAAACGCCACUUCCAUCCACUUUAGCAUCAUAUUACCCUAGCUUCCCUUCUCUUGAGCAAUAUUACGAAGUAUGUCAGAAGAAGUUGAAAUUUACUUAUGCAGCAACUUCUAACUGGGUCAGUACAACGGUGAGGCGUGAAAACUUCGAAAGCGUUAAGGAAUGGACGAAGAAUGCGAAGGAAACAGCAGAAGACCGGAUCACUGCUUUCUACUCGCUAACUAAACAGAGAUUCGAUAGCUACAAGGAGACGCAAUGGCCCCGUCAACGACAAUCACUAUUCAAGUUCAGAGUAAAUUUACAAGCUGCUAUCCAUAGGUACCAGAGAAAAAUGAGGAAAAUGUACCCACUUGAAUUCCCACAUUUGCGCAAGUUUUCCGUGCCUAGGAUUUGGUACAAAUCCUCUGAUAAGCUUCGCCACCAAUACCAUAAAAUACUUGAUCUCUUAAGGGUAAGAAUGUGA